AUGAAGGAAAGCAACAGCAUAAUCACACUCGACACGGAUAAAUUCGAACCAAGAGACAGUCCAAAACCUAGAAUAUUAAAUCAUUCUCAUUCUCAUCAUGACGUCAUCAAUUCAUCAUCAUCGUAUUUGUCGGGAAAAGAAACGAAUUCGGAUAAGGUACAACCCGCGACGAGAUCGGCAUGGAAAAACGCGAUACUUCGAAAAGCAUCCAUUCGUACGAAACGUGCGCCAUUGGCCGAUUUCGAAGACAUAACUCCUUCGUUACGGUCAUCAUGGUCUAGCAUGUAUUUCAAUCAGACUCAAAGCGAAUCCGAAAGCGACGGAUUAUCUUAUUAUUCUGACACGGCACACAUGUUGUAA
Messenger RNA from Pediculus humanus corporis (human body louse), 360 nucleotides. RefSeq lists its product as uncharacterized. NCBI's taxonomy places the organism in Eukaryota, Metazoa, Arthropoda, Insecta, Psocodea, Pediculidae. The coding region runs from base 1 to 360 and encodes 119 amino acids. The transcript is spliced from 2 exons. The record is from RefSeq and is a predicted model, not a curated record.